AGUCCUGUUUCUCCUUGCCGAAGUGUGGUCUUUGGAGCUAAGCGAAGAAUGACUUCUGUUAGGUUUUCCUCUGCUGGUCUUCCUUGCAGCCUCGAAAACCUCACCAGAGUCGCCUCUGCUGGUCUCUUACUGUGCUGCUCUGUCAGAGAUGGGCAAGUAAGUGAACUGCAGAGUGUUGCUGUGUGUGCUUGUGAUUUGUAUUUUAUUUGAUGUAAACGUGAAGGCGGAGUAUUUUCUAACACUGUAAUUCAACUAGGUUUUGUGUCUCCUGGAUCUAUUUUUUUUUCUUGUUGUUCUGAGGAGCUGAUAUACUUGGAAAUAUUAGGUUUAAGAUAUGCAGAUGUCCAACUUAUAUACAUAGUCAAGGGUUUAGAGUCUGGAGACAGGAGGCUGGCAAUUUCAACUAGGAGGCAGUAAAUUCAGGGCAAGAAGCGAAACCCUGGCCUUAAAAUUCCAAAAGAAGCAUUUGAACAACCUCAGACCAGUUCCACACCACCUCGAGAUUUAGACUCCAAGGCUUGCAUUUCUAUUGGAAAUCAGAACUUUGAGGUGAAGGCAGAUGACCUGGAGCCUAUAAUGGAACUGGGACGAGGUGCGUACGGGGUGGUGGAGAAGAUGCGGCACGUGCCCAGCGGGCAGAUCAUGGCAGUGAAGCGGAUCCGAGCCACAGUAAAUAGCCAGGAACAGAAACGGCUACUGAUGGAUUUGGAUAUUUCCAUGAGGACGGUGGACUGUCCAUUCACUGUCACCUUUUAUGGCGCACUGUUUCGGGAGGGUGAUGUGUGGAUCUGCAUGGAGCUCAUGGAUACAUCACUAGAUAAAUUCUACAAACAAGUUAUUGAUAAAGGCCAGACAAUUCCAGAGGACAUCUUAGGGAAAAUAGCAGUUUCUAUUGUAAAAGCAUUAGAACAUUUACAUAGUAAGCUGUCUGUCAUUCACAGAGAUGUCAAGCCUUCUAAUGUACUCAUCAAUGCUCUCGGUCAAGUGAAGAUGUGCGAUUUUGGAAUCAGUGGCUACUUGGUGGACUCUGUUGCUAAAACAAUUGAUGCAGGUUGCAAACCAUACAUGGCCCCUGAAAGAAUAAACCCAGAGCUCAACCAGAAGGGAUACAGUGUGAAGUCUGACAUUUGGAGUCUGGGCAUCACGAUGAUUGAGUUGGCCAUCCUUCGAUUUCCCUAUGAUUCAUGGGGAACUCCAUUUCAGCAGCUCAAACAGGUGGUAGAGGAGCCAUCGCCACAACUCCCAGCAGACAAGUUCUCUGCAGAGUUUGUUGACUUUACCUCACAGUGCUUAAAGAAGAAUUCCAAAGAACGGCCUACAUACCCAGAGCUAAUGCAACAUCCAUUUUUCACCCUACAUGAAUCCAAAGGAACAGAUGUGGCAUCUUUUGUAAAACUGAUUCUUGGAGACUAAAAAGCAAUGGACUUAAUCGGUUGACCCUACUGUGGAUUGGUGGGUUUCGGGGUGAAGCAAGUUCACUACAGCAUCAAUAGAAAGUCAUCUUUGAGAUAAUUUAACCCUGCCUCUCAGAGGGUUUUCUCUCCCAAUUUUCUUUUUAUUCCCCCUCUUAAGGGGGCCUUGGAAUCUAUAGUAUAGAAUGAACUGUCUAGAUGGAUGAAUUAUGAUAAAGGCUUAGGACUUCAAAAGGUGAUUAAAUAUUUAAUGAUGUGUCAUAUGAGUCCUCAAGCUUCUCAGACUUCUCUUAUUCUUUACAAAAUGAAUGCAUUGGCCCUGACAAAAAGGUGCUACAGUAGUGAUGAAAUUAUAAGUAGAUUUGUAGUUUGUCCCAUUUAUUAUUUUAAUAUUUAUGUUUAAGUGCUUGGUUGAAAAGAUUCCAUUUUAUACAAGAAGGGAGAUUCAAAAAAAAAUAUAAGGUUGGGUUAGCAAUAUUUAUAGGGCUUUUAUUUUUUAAGUUCAAUUGUGUCUGUGGUCCAGAAGAAAUUAUUUAAUAUGCAUCUUUGAGAAUAUUAUAAAAAUAUCAAAAAGGAGCUCUUCUUGUGAAAUGUCUGUUCCAGCUGUUGUGACUGCUGCCAUUUUUGCAAACAUCUGCCCAAUCAUGGGUGAUCACCACAUCUUUUAGGGGAAGUGACAAGAUGCUCUGGUCAUACUCUUUUUCCCAACUUUGGAAAACAUAAAAAUCACUCAUAUCACAGCUCAAAGAGUAAAACAUUUGGUUCUCCUGACACUUGUGGUAUAGUAUUAGUGGAAAGUGAUUCGUAAUAUGAUUUUAUAUCCACCUACCUAUUCAUCUACCUGUGUGUGUGUGUGUGUUUGUGUGUCUAUUUGGCAAUUCACAAGUCCUGCCAAGUGGUUUCUAUGAGCAUCUCUGUUUGGUAAGGAGGACAUUUGUCAGUUUUGAGGGGGACAUGUGUUAAAUCACAGAAAAAAAUGGUGCCUUCUUCUGCGUUUGUCCCUCCUGCCAUGUGUAAGUUCUAAGGAUUGUCUUUGUAGUUAAUGUACUCUUUGGCUUUGUUUGUUUGUUUUCUUGUUCAGUGAAGCAGCCUUACUAUUCAUAGAAGGGCUAGAAUAGGAGAAAAUUAAAGGUAGUGAGUAAUUCUUUGAUAAGAUGAGGAAAUAAUGGGAAAGGUUGAAUUAAUUCCUAGGCAUGGACUACCAGAUGACCACAAGUUGCGUUGAGGCCGCAUCUUUCUUCAGCAGCGUGCAAUAGCUGGCUCCUCUAUAGGAGAUGAGCUUCAUUGGGAGCUCCUAGCAAGUUGACUAAACAGCAAAAGUUCUUUCUCAUGGCUAAAUAUACCCACAGGUUCUAUGAUCUGUAGCUCUAGGUUUCUUGAUGAUCAAGGAGUGAAGUAAUUGACAGGGAAAAUAUACACCUAUGAUAAAUAACCAGGAAGCAUUGCUUUUGGACAAGGAAGGACAGAGGAUUUUGAUUUUAAAAAGAAGAAAAAAACACCUUAUUUUUUCUUUCUUGGCCUCAAGUUCAAUAUGGAGAGGAUUGCUUCCCUGAAUCCUCUCUUCCUUCCCCUUUUAGAUUUUGAAGUGCAAUCAUAUGUUUUUCUCUGUUUGCAUUUUUUCCUCCUUGUUCUUGACAAGGAGGAGUUGCUCCUGCCCAGAAUGAGUGUGACACUUCCGAACACUUCUUCAUAUUCAGUUCCAAGAUAUAUCUGCUUGAUUAAACAUGAGCUUCCUCUGCUCUGAAGCUACCUCUGUCCUCAUUUUAUUCUAGCCAGAAAAGGAGUAUCACCCUAGUGAUUAUGGCUGUUCACUUUCCCAUCUCUCUUCCUAAAUCUGGAAGUUCUUCUCUUGGAGAUCAAGAGAAAAAUUACAAUUGUAUUCCUUACUUUAUUCACCCAUCUAUGAAAACAGGAAGCAAUAGGAAAAAAAAUCCGGUUACUCCAUUUUAGCUUUUGGUGAACGAUGUAAAGCAAAUUGUCUCUCUGGUCUAGGUCUGAUUACUCUUACCUGUUUUUCCACUUUGAGACAUUCUAAACAGAAUGUGUAACUUCUCAUAUGUAUGCCUCUCCCAUCUGUGAACCUAGGCCAAACUUGCAAAAACAAUCAUAUUAAUAGUAGGGUAGAGAAAAAGUUAGUCUAUGGUUCUCAACCCUCGUGUACAUUGGAACCAUCUGGGAGCUGUGAACACUGUCGCUGCCAAUGUUCCAGUCACCAGAGAUUUGGAUUUAACUGGUGGGGCCUAGGAAUUGGUGUUUUUUUGUUUUGUUUUGUUUUUUACACACCUUCGUGUGAUUCUGAUAUGAAGCUGGGUUCAGAACACUGAUCUAGUACCUUCUAAAGAGAACUGACUUAAAUUUACUUUCUUUUGAACAUUUGCAGGGAGUAACAUGCCAUUGCAGAGAGUAACAAAAACAGGUCCUAUUUCUUUCCCUGUCCUCAUCAGUGGAAAUCUCUUUGUCACUCUGAGGGAAGGCAUGUUCCUGGGAUACUGAUAGGAAGUUUAGAACACCUUUUCCCCAGAGAAGCAAUAUUUUGCACUGUUAUUAAAUAUCUUACACGGUAAAGUCAAAAGAAUGACCUGAUAGCCUCACAAGACUAAAUUUUAGAGCAUGGUUUUGUUUUUGGAAAACUGUGUUGUAAGUGCCAAUCAACCAACUUUUGAAAAAAUCAAGAUACCUAAACUAUAUAUAAAUGGGGAGUAUUCUGUACAUAUAGACUUAUAUAUAAAGACAUCUGUGUUCACGGAUGACCCUCAAAAUAGUUAAUGCCCCACCAGCAUAGACCAUCUGAAUAUCAGCCCUGUCUACACCUAUCAAUGUAUUACAAAAUCAGUAUAGCUCUACAAAAGAGAUCAUGCUUAUUUCCCCAGAUGUAUUUGAUUUUAUGUCAUAUAAUUGUCCAUGUUAUAAUUUUUGAAAAUGUUUAUUAAAAUAGCCAUCUUUUUUGAUAUUAUUGGUUUAAGAGGUGUGCCCAAAAAAGUAAUAUGCAUAACUUUUAAGACUAUUACCCUAUGUUUGUACGUAUGAGUGAAUAUUGCCCACCAGAGUAGCCAUCUUGAGAGACUACAUAUUUAUAUUCAUAAUGCUAUUAAAUUAUUUUUGCCACUCCUCUUUCAGAAAAGGCUUUAGAAUCCACUCCCUCCUCUGAGAUGUGUGUCAUCAUUUGAGAAUUAUUACUUAGGUUUUGUUGUUGUUUGUUUUGCUUUUUACAAAAAUCCUUACCAGGUGUUUCCCCCUUUGAUUUACCUGCCUUGUUUAUCAGAUUUUGCACAAAGUUGUGUUUGACAAUUUCUAGAAGUUAAAUCUUCCCUCAGAGCUGGAGUUUUAGCAUCAUUGACUCUUUGUAAAACGCCAUGUCAUGGGCUCUGAAGAUAAUUUCAAAUGAAGAUUUCCACACCCUGCCCCCACCACCCCUGCCCAAAGUGCAUGAUUAUUUUUAAGCAGAGUCAUUCUUCCACCAGAAUAAGUGUAAUCUCCCAAAAUGACUACUUUGAAGGAGAUAGAACCCCCAUAAAGGUAUAUGUUUGUUGAUAAAAUAUCAGGUCAUCACGGAUUUUGCAAGUGAAAGUCACCUAUCUUCUAUGAUUGAAGGUCCUGAUGUGGGGGAAUAAUCUAUUUUUUCUAAAGACUGUGUUUGGUCACACUGAUUUAAUCAGAACAAAUGGGUUAAAUAAGCAGCUUUUAUCACAGUUAAGCCAUCUGAAAUGGAAACAAGUAUGUAUGGGCAUGGCUUGAAAUUGUUUGUAUUUUACAGUUCUUGUAUAUCCUUCAAGCCUAACAAAAAAUUGUAUGUGCCAGAGAUUCCUAAACUUUCUGUGUUCAGGGUGCCAUUAGUUGUCUUGGUACUUUUUUCAUGGUGCCCCAGGCCAAAAUAUAUACUUAAUAGUUCAGUGUUUUAAGUAAUUAGGUCCCAACAGCUUAAUAAUAGCAGUUUGCACAGUGUCCUGCAUAUAUCACUAUAUUUCCCUUAAAAAUUUCCAACAUUGGCUGAGCAUGGUGACUCAGGCCUGUAAUCCCAGCACUUUGGGAGGCUGAGGCAGGUGGAUCACCUCGGGUCAGGAAUUUGAGACCAGCCUGACUAACAUGAUGAAACCCCGUCUCUACUAAAAAUACAAAAUUAGCUGGGCAUGGUGGCACAUGCCUGUAAUCCCAGCUACUCAGGAGGCUGAGGCAGGAGAAUUGCUUGAACCCGGGAGGCGGAGGUUGCAGUGAGCCGACAUCGUGUCAUUGCACUCCAGCCUGGGCAACAAGAGCAAAACUUCAUCUCAAAAAAAAAAAAAAAAUGUACAACAUCUUGCUUAGCCUGUGUGUGUUCUGUGGUACCUUGGAAUAGCUCAGUACAUAAUUUGGGGACCACAAAUAUCUAUUAUGCCAAUGUUUGCACUGUCUGCUGUUGGUGACCCUCAAAAUGAAAUUCUUGGCCACUCAACUCUCCACAUUAUUUCACUCUUUGUUUUGUUAUUAUUAGUAUUCUUCUUGCUUGCCAUUGGCUAAUUCAUUUUUUAACUGCAACCCUACUCUUCUUUGCUGUUCAUCAGCCCUGCAAUGCCGUAGUGUCUUAGUCUAGAAAAAUGCAAUACUCAUAAGCCCCAGCAUCGGAGGAGGCUGGUGCUAAGAUGGACAGGGUUCCUGAUUUCUCUCAUUGAACUUGAUUUAGUGUCUUGGGAAUUAUAAUCUCAAAGGAGGCAGAGAGGGGUUAAUGUUGCAUAAUUUAUCACUAAAAUGUCUUUGUUGACCAAGGGGCUUUAUUAAUUAUGCUCAGAGAAACAAUUCUGUUUCUCUUAAAAGUGUCUAACAAAACACUUUUUUCUUUGGCCUGAAAGGACAGUGGAUACCUAGUUCCUAAUUUCCUACCCAAAUGCUGUUUUGGCUGUGUUACUCCCUCUGCCCUCGAAGCUAAGAUUUGUAUAUUUACAAAAUUUAUUGGAGCUGGUAGUCAGAUCUAGUAAAAUGGAUUAAAUGUCAAUUGUGCUGGGAUUUUGCCUUAACAUCUAUCUAUGACUUGAAGAGGGAUUUGUUGGCUCAAAGGAUCUUCUGCUUUUAAUGAAUUAGCAAGUGAAAAGGUAUUUGAAUAAAUGUCAGCUUCAUAGGACUUUUUUUUUUUUUAACUUUUCAAAUGGAAGGUGCAGUUUUCAAUUAGGCCUCUGAAAAUUUACAUAGUCAGAUGGAAAAAUGCCAGAGUAAAAUCUAGGAAGAAGGAGCUACCAGACCCGAUAGAAUAGAAAGAAAACUAUUUUAUUCUAGGAGGUCUAUGUUCCUCUUGUGUUUGAGUGGCUCUAGAGCUGUUAAAUGUGCUGACAGCUAAAGAUGCUCUUUGGGGUGUUUUUUGGCUUUAAUUUGGGUACUAUGGAUUCUUUUGGGAAUCUGUUGAAAGCUAGGACCUUUUCCCCAGGAAAAUUUACAUUGUAUAUGAAACACAUAAUUUUGCAAACUUUUUUUGGUUGUUGUUGGGAGGGGGUUGCAGUUUAUAUACUCCACGGGGUUAGUAGCUCUGUUCUGUAGAAUAUUGACUGUGACAUCCUAGACCAUGGUUGGCAAACUUUUUCUGUAUAGGACCAGAUAGUAAAUAUUUUUGGCUUUGUGUGUUAUACCAUCUCUGUCACAGUUACUCAGCUCUGCUGUUGUAUCAUGAAAGCAUCUAUACGUAAUACACAAAUGAAUGAGCCUGGUGGCUGUGUUCCAAUAAAACUUUAUUUACAAACCAAGCAAUGGGCCAAAUUUGGCCCACAGGCCAUGGUUUGCCAACACCAGUCUUACAGCAUUAAAUAUAAAACUCUGAUUAACUAGAUGUGUAGAGUUCUUCCAUUUUAGUGACUAUUGAGCUCAGCUGCUGUUGAGGCAGAUUAGGAAAAUGGACAUAGGAAACUGGAUUCAGAAAGGAUGAGGACUGUUUAGUCCCAUGAAAGUUGCUUGUUAAUGUCCUCAGGUAAGUAUGAAUUGUUCUGGAAGCUGAUAGAACAAUUUUCUUCAGAUCAAACUGAAGUACUUACUUUUUCCAUUUCUAUGCAAUCACCAACAUAAUUUACUUCAAUUUGGAAAUAAAUGUCACAGUUCUCUUAGUUGUUAACUGUAUCCUUGGCUUAGGUUAUUUGCAUUUUCUUUCUUUCUUUCUGUAGUGUGGUUUAUACACAAGGAGAAUCACGAACCCAGACACUAGUCAAUCUCUCUAUUCCCUGACCUGUACUGAGAUUGGGGAAUUUGGGAGGUCAGACUUACCUCAAACGUAGAAGAAGGCAGAUAGAGUUCUUAACCUUUUCCAACUUAUCCACCUCAAUUAUUUGUUCACAUUUUAAGGAAGUAGGAAAGAGUAGUCUGAAGUCACAAAAUUUGUUCUCAGGUGUUCUUAAAGCUCCCUGUUCUCACUGCGACAGAAGACUCAGGCCUACUCAUUUUGUGCUGUCCCACAAAAGUGAGAGGAGUACUUCUCUUUUUUUAAAUCAUCAGUAAAUUUCAAUUUUAAGGGGCCUAUGCAAAAUGCCUCCUUUCUGAUGUGAUUUUCUUGGGUUGCUGGCCCUAGUUGAAUUUAUGGGCCCUGAAGCCUCUAGUGGAAAUCUUGUCUUCCCUAUAGAAUGAGAACAGCUAUGUAAUUUGCUUCACCUUCCGUUAGGACUUGCACCCUCUUUGCCAUACAGAAUGCUAUAAAAAUGACAGUCUGCCAGUGACCGAAGCUUUCUCAUUUUUUUUUCUUCCAGAACAAUAAUAGCACACAUCUUGGUUAAAGCUAUAGUCUCCUUAUUAUUCAGAAAUAUUCUUUUUCCUGCUGCACCAUUAGGCAAACAUACAUUAUGCUUAGAAUGAUACUUGGAAACUCCUUAACAGGGCAUAUUGAAGUAUUUGAUCCAGCAACUUACCUAAAAGAAUGUUUGCUCUUCACCUAGGGAAAUAAAACCUGAAUUUCAGAGCCUUCAAAAUGAAAUUAUCCUUCCAGGGGAAGCACAUUGCCACCAAAUACAUCACUCACUACCUGUUCCUGGUGACUACAUAGAAGAUGUGUUAUUUUUCUGAGGUUUAGAAAGUCACUGUUUACAGCUAUGCAAAUAUUGUACUAUUACAGAUUUUUCUAAUGAAGUAGUUUGAAAUCAAGACUUUAGUGGAAGGUAAUCUUUUCAGUUUCUGACCCAGAUUUCUUUUUCAAGCAAAACUCCUCUGAAAGCCUCUUUGCUAUAGAGGUGAUGAAGGCACUUGCUAGCCUAAGCAGAAACAUAAAGUAAAAAACUUUGUAGUAGGGAAUUUUUGUUGGUAAGAAAUCAGUAUCAUCUUGUAACACAAACACGUGUUAAUAGAACUUAAAAAUACUCAGCCUAAUUCCUUGGGACUUUCAGUAUCUUGACAUCACUUGUAUUAUCAUUUGAACUUGGACAUUGAGCCCUUUAUUUUUGGGAGUUUACAGUUAAAUUUUGGAAGAAUUGUGUUGUAUUUCUUUCUUAGAUGUUGUCAGUAUGAACAGAAUUUUUUUGUGGACAGUUAAUCUUGAUGUGCUCCAUAGCUUUCUCCAGUUUACACUUUUGCAUUUCUGAGAUUCAGGGUCGUUUUCAAGGAAGGAGGCUAAUGUUUAAGGCCUGGAGGCUGAAUUCAGGGAGCGUAUUGGCAAGUUUAGGCACUUACUUGUGUCUUAAUGUGGGAAACAGAACUUUCUAAGUAAUCUCUGGAGUUUGUAGCUUAGACCAGGCCUUCAAAAGUCUUUUCUGUUUUCCUUUGCUGCAAUUUGCUUGUUAUUUCUCUGCCGGUCACAGAUGACCUGGACUGACUUAAUGCUUUUGUGGUAAGGAACUGAUCUGGCCAUUUUCAUAUAACAAAAAUCAAAGUCAACAAUUUUGUAUCAGGCUGCCUAAAUGAACCCUAUUGUUUCCAGUUCUUAAAAAUUUAAGGGCUAUCUAAGAAAAGUUUAAGCAAAACCCUCAUUCCAAACAUGCGACCUUAUAAUAAGAACUUCCUUUAAAGAUGAGCAGCAAGGUUGGGUAUCUGAUUUCACUAAGUAAUAUUCUAUUGUGGUCAGAAAUGGGUAAUUUGCAUCAUUUGGUCACUAUCAAUAUUUGUGUUGGAGUCUGCAAGAUAUUUCAACAAAGUAAGCCAAACCACUAUCUUAGGGGAUUGUUGCUGGACUUUGGAAUAUAAGGCUGAACAGUGAUGUGAAGUCAUGUUUGGGGGCUGGAAGAAGUGAUAAAUGCAAAGGUUGGUGCUAAAUUAGGAACCCCUUGAAGGAGCAAGCUGAUUAAAAAAAAAAGCUGGCAGAAAAGUAUAUCUUUUAAUUUAUUUGCAGUGUUACUAUAUUAUAGAGAUGAUUUCCUAUGGGAAAACCCAUCAAAAAGCCAAACCUUUAUUGUUAUUUUUCCUUAAAAAUACUGAGCUAUAAGAAGAUUCAGAGAGUGGCAUUAAUUUGGGUAUCAGAACAUUUUCUUUUGUAUCCCUAGUGUUAUUGAUUUGAAAGAGUUACCUUUUCAGACAGAUGGCUGAACAAAAGUAAAUGAUUAACGGGAAAUUUGAUGGUUGAGAAAAAGGAACGAUAUGCCUAAAGCAUUUUGAGAAUAUACCCCUCAUCCAUCAGCCACCUCUGGGUAAAGAAACACAAAUACCAAAGCCUGAGCUCCUUAACCUUUUGUUCCAGAGGGCAGACAUUUUUAAGAAAGGUGGAUGUUAGAGAAGGUUACCUGAUGAGCAAGCUUCUUUCCCAUAAUUCAGAGAACUGUGAAUGUACUUAGAAAUACACUACAGGUCUUCACCAGAUGGACUAGAUUUUAUAAUUUUAAAAUAUAAUACUGAAAGCUAGUUUGAAGUUUCAGAAGCCAUGAAUGAUGGGGAAGAAGUAGUUUCUUAUUUUAUUUUAUUUUAUUUUUCUGAUCUCAAGUUGUUUGUCCUGUUGUAUGUUCAAUACUUGGGGAGAUAAGAGCGAGGUACAGCUGUGGUUUUCAGACCAUAUUCAGUGGUGCCCCUGAGGGUCUCUUGUGAACAGAAGGGAAAAAGAAUGUGAUGAAGGUGAACUCUGCCUAUCUGAACCUCUGUCAACCUCCAGUCAGAAUAUCUGGCUUCUAGUAUUGUUCCUUUUAACUGGAAGUCUCUGUGGCCAUUAAAAACUUGGGAACAUUGGAUUAAAUGACCACUUUAGGACUUUAAACAGUCUCAAAUAUGGGAAAUUUUAUAGCCAACCAUGGCUGUGAGUCCCUGGCUUUUGCCGUAUUGAGUAUGCUCACAGAGAUAGGGAGAUAGGUGGCCAGAAGACAGGGUCAUUUAAUUUUAAUUGAGCAUAAAUCAUUUUGAAAGAAAAGUGCAAGGAAUUGUUGUAUGACAGCCAUGCAUUAUAGAUCCUUACAUGCGACAUUUUCCUAAAGUGGUUGAGAAUGACCUGAUCUUUGUUCACCAUCUCAGUGACAAGGUGUGGAGUGACUGGGCUCUUCAUAUGCAGUGGAAUUUUUGCACCUCUAGGUUUGCAGAGGCAGGAGUUACCAUUUUUGUUCAUUGACCUAUCAGAAAAAAGCAAAUCCUUUGGACAAUGUUGACACAGACAGGGGUAUGGUCUGAGACUCAAGCUAACAGAGCUACCCCUUGCUGCCUUUUGCAAAGGUGUUGUAGGUGGAGAAGGGUAAUGGAAACCUGGUACAGCCUUUAGAAGUUGGAAGCUGUGGUGGCGUAUCUGUCAUGAACUGCACACAAGGGAAUGCUUAAACACCAGCUGAGUCAUAUCAGGUGCCUUGUACACACACAUAAAGAGUCUGGUGAAUUCUGACAGUGUUAUGUUUGCCACUAGAGCAAAUGUAAUAGCUGGGGUUUCACAGCAACUCUUUUAGAAAACUAUAUGUGCCAAAAAUUUACAUUGGGCAGCAGUUUAUAGUGUUCUUGGCCAAUCUGCAUAAAAGCCACUUGAGGAGGUUUGAUUAAGAAAAUUCUGUUUAUCUCCUGUAUUACCUCUGUGUUUGAUUUAUUCUUUAGUCUCAAAUUUAUUUUCUGAGUGGACUGAUUUUCUAUAUGAACUGAAAUGAUGUUUUAAUAGAAUAAUAGGUAUUUUUAGAGGAAGAGUAUUUUUUUUGUGUAAUUCGCUUACACAACUAGGACAUACUUCCUAUGAUACUGAAUCAUCAAAUUGAGUCAUUUAAAGCUGAAAGAGGUGUUAGGAAUGUAGUUUCACAUUAUUUAAAUACAUGAACAGUUUUCUAUAUAUUUUGUGAAAAUCUUGAUGAGACACUAGAAUUUCUUUAUGGAAUUGAACUUUACAAGAAUUUUAAUAAAAGAGGUGGAUUUCUUCAGCUUUCUUUGUGCUUCAGUUUCAUAGCUGAAAAUGCUGCUUCCGUUUGUUAAUAUGGACUUUGUAAGGAAACACAACAACACGUUUUCUUACCUUCUGUAAAUUUUGUGAUAGACACAUGUUAUUUGUAUAUAUGAUUGAUUGUUUGCCUGUUGCACCCUAAAGUUAUUUUCAAACCAUGUUUAUUGCAAAGAGAGCCUUUGGGCAAGUGGAAAAUGCCCUGAUGCUAGAAUGAGGUAGUUCCAUAAGCUAGUUAGGAGCUUGCUACCUCUUCUUGGUACCUGAAAUAUUCUGAAAGGAGAUCGGAGAGGUCCUAUGCACCCCUGUCUUUCAAAACCCACCUCCAGCACUUCAAAGUAGUGUCUCUGGAGAGUUUAAAAUAAAAGAAUGAAUGCUAUUCAGUGGAUUCCCUCAUUGAGGCUCCCAUCUUUCCUGCCAGGUGCAGCUUUUUCUGGUUGGAAUCAUCUCUUCUUUACGGAUUGCCGCAUUGUCUCUUUGUGAAUGAGGCAGGCUGAACUGUAGAGCAUGAAACUCAUUAGAAGUUUAUAAAGUAAAGACCUGUAAAGCAUGUGGGUGGAAUGUUUCCAUGCUCUUGAGGUGAAUAUUAAAUUUAAAUUCUGGCCUUUGGGAACUCUUUGCUUGUGAGCUGAAGAAGGAAAGAAGGAGUUGGGGGUGUAUAUCUAACUGUGUUUUUCUAUAUGGAAAUAUAUGAGCAUCAAGUGAUAACUUCAAUAAGGCCUCAGGAUUGUAUUUAAAAUACCUGUUUUGUGGGACAGCAUGCCUUUGUUUUCUUUGCCUGUUGGCUUUGGUGGCUCCAAACAUUUUCAUUUUAGGCUAGCUUUCCUGUCACCCAGGUUGUGUGCAUUUUUUUUUCAUUUGAACUAUUGUUUAUCAUUAUUAAUGAUGUUAUCUCCAAAUCCCAAAGCCAAGGAAAUAGCCAGUAUGCAGGACUUGCAGUAGAUAUAAGCAUUGGUGUUAACAUAGGUUAAGUUUUGAUAGUGUUCCCAGAAAUAUACUGAAUUGAGGCAUAAUGUAGCUUUAAAGAAAUUAUGUUUCUUUUUAACAUUUGGAGAAGCCACCUGUCCUGGGUCCCUAUUCUUGAGAAAUUCAUCUUUUCAUGCAAAUAACAUUGAUGGGGGACAAGACUGGAUGAUUGACUUCUAUCAGUCAGUAGACAAGGAAGUAUAAUAAUUGCCAAAGGUGAGGGUAAUUUUGCCUUACAAGUAUGUAGGUCAUUCUGUGGUGGGAUUUCCCAUCACAUCUAGUAAAAAACAACCUUUUCAUUUCCCUCCUUUCUAAUCCAAGAUCAUAUUUUUAAAAAGUAGGUUUCUGAUGUGCCAUGAAAUAUUUCUGUGAAUCUGUGUUUUUGACCAAGGAAACAGCUGAGAUAUUAAACCAUGUGGUUGUUCCACGGUUCAUCUGGCUACCGUUCUGGGUCCCCUCUGACCACCUCAAAAAGAAAAUGAAAUUGGGAGAUUAAAUCAAGCUUGACCUCCUCUUUUAAUGAGGAACUUUCACGUUGACUUCCUAUCUCAGGAUAUUCUUCAGUUUCAUACUGCUGAGGAGAAAGGAACAAGCUGCAGACACUGUAACUGGUCUCCAGAUGUGUGUAUAUGCGUGUAAAACUUCACACCGUGUGUGUUGUGUUCAAUGUUGUGUCAAUCUACAAACUGACUCAAACAAAAGUUUAACGAUAGAGAAGACAGUGAUAAUGGCAAAAAAAAAACACCCAACCACCUUUUUCCGUCAAAGUGCUUGCUAUGGCUUUCAUAGCUGGGACAAGUAACAUUAAGUAUUCAGGAGCAAAGUGUUCUUGAAAGAAAAUGGUGUGUUGAUCUCAUAAGAAAAUGUACAACCAAUAAAAGACAUUUUAAAAAGCGUA
Messenger RNA from Pan troglodytes (chimpanzee), 13531 nucleotides. It is a transcript of the gene MAP2K6, whose product is annotated as mitogen-activated protein kinase kinase 6. Lineage: Eukaryota; Metazoa; Chordata; Mammalia; Primates; Hominidae. Gene Ontology annotation, biological process: protein phosphorylation; MAPK cascade. Bases 577 to 1413 code for a protein of 278 amino acids. The transcript has 12 exons. The record is from RefSeq and is a predicted model, not a curated record. Gene Ontology annotation, molecular function: MAP kinase kinase activity; ATP binding.